AUGAUGAUAGCGAUUGAAAAUUUUAAUUAUCCGUUAUCUUCAGUUUUUUUUAACCAUAGGAGAGAAGCCGAUGUAAUAUAUAGUAUUGUAAAAAUGAAUCUUAAAUAUUAUUUUAUAUAGUGGUGGUGGAUUAUAUGAUGAGAGUGGUAAUGAGUGUAAGAUUGGGAGAUGGAUUGAGAUAAAUGAAGAAUUUGAUAAUAUAUCGUAAGUUACUUAUCAUAGUGAUUAUAAAUUUGGUAAAAAGCUUGGUAGAUGGGAUAUUUGGUAUUAGAAAAAUUAUCAUGAUCUAAAAAAUGGAAAAAUGUAAGAUAAAUUAAAAAUUUUUAGUGGUGGUGAGUCAUAUGAUGAAGUAGGAAAUGAAUGGAAGAUUGGGAAAUGGACUGAGUUGAGUCAUAAUUUCAGAGAUACUUCAUAAGUCACUUAUUUAGGGGAAUAUAAGAAUGGCAAGAAAAUAGGUUAAUGGGAGAUAUAGUUUGAAGCAGAAAAGAUGUAUAUAAACUAUUAUGUAUAACUAAUUUAGUGGUGGUGGAUUAUACGAUGAAGAAGGUGAUAUGAUUAAGAUUGGUAAAUGGAUAGAAUUGCACGAUCCUUUUACAGAUACAUUUUAAACUAUUUACGAAGGAGAAUUUAAACAUGGUUAAAAAGUUGGUACCUGGAUUUAAAAGAAUAGAGAUGAAAAUCCCUUAGAUUUUUGA
Molecule: messenger RNA, 695 nt
Organism: Paramecium pentaurelia
Lineage: Eukaryota; Ciliophora; Oligohymenophorea; Peniculida; Parameciidae
Source: the annotation of a GenBank genome assembly